AUGGCUUCAGGCCCUCUGGAGGUGAUCCAAGGCGGAAAUGCAUGGGUUCGUUGCGGGACUGGAAUGAACCUCGGCGAGGCUCCUAUAUAUCGAGCAAGUGAUUCGACCCUUCACUGGGUCGACUGCCUAUGUGAGCCAGCAGAAUUGCACAUACUCCAUGUUGACCCGGAGACCGGCGAUGCACAGGGCGAAGCGAGAGUUUUCAAGCUCGAAGACAGUGUUACCGUGGCUUUCUUCCGCAAGAACAAGCCGGGAAGCUAUAUCUGUGCCUAUUUUCAGGGAGUGGCCUUCCUCGACGAAGCCACUGGAAAGCUGGACGUGGUCAGAGAAAUCAUCCCAACCAGUGAGCGAGACAUUCGUCGAUUCAACGAUGGAGGUGUCGAUGCCAAAGGUCGCUUUUGGCUGGCCGAGAUCGACAGGAAGGCCAUGGCAUACGGACCCAACAAAUUACCCGCAAGCUAUGGUGAACCCAUCGGCCGUCUUUGGCGAUAUGAUCCCGACGGCAGUCUGCAUCUCAUGGAGACCGGCAUCAUUUGUGGCAAUGGGCUUGCGUGGAGUCCUGAUAACAAGACAAUGUACUUUAAUGACUCGGUCGCCAUGAUGGUUUUCGCAUACGACUUUGAUCUGGAGAGCGGGAACAUCACCAACAAGAGGCUCUUUAUUGACCGGCGAAGUUCUUUCGGCGAACCUGACGGCAUGGUGGUCGACACAGAAGGCAAUCUUUGGAUCGCAAUGUUUGCUUCCUACCGGGUGAUGGUGUUUAGCCCAACUGGUCAGCAUCUGAAGGAUAUUGUCUUUUCCGCAAAUAACAUGGCAUGCACGACAUGGGGUGGAAAAGACUUUGAUAUUCUUUACAUCGCUUCGGGGAGAGAUAAAGCCCCUGACGCCAAAGCUGAUGACGAAGGAGGCCACAUAUUUCGGUUCAAGCCCGUCGACGCCAGAGGGAUGCCGAAGCAUGAGUUCGAUGGCUGA
Molecule: messenger RNA, 972 nt
Organism: Capronia coronata CBS 617.96
Lineage: Eukaryota; Fungi; Ascomycota; Eurotiomycetes; Chaetothyriales; Herpotrichiellaceae
Exons: 3
Coding region: 1-972 (323 amino acids)
Biological process (GO): L-ascorbic acid biosynthetic process
Molecular function (GO): gluconolactonase activity; calcium ion binding
Source: RefSeq, a predicted model, not a curated record